Telopea speciosissima is the source of this 1098-nucleotide messenger RNA. RefSeq names its product cytochrome P450 736A117-like. Gene Ontology annotation, molecular function: heme binding; iron ion binding; monooxygenase activity. The transcript has 2 exons. NCBI's taxonomy places the organism in Eukaryota, Viridiplantae, Streptophyta, Magnoliopsida, Proteales, Proteaceae. The record is from RefSeq and is a predicted model, not a curated record. The coding region runs from base 72 to 1076 and encodes 334 amino acids.
AAAUCCAUAGCUCUUGCAAAUCCUCAUCUUCACCUUCAUUCUCAGUACUGGUGAACUUGAGCGAGGUGCUCAUGUCUCUAACAAAUGAUGUUAUCUGUAGGGUGGCCCUAGGGAAGAAGUAUGGUGGGGAGGAGGGUGGUGGUCGGAGGUUUAAAGAGAUGAUGAGGGAAUUAGGGUACCUGUUAGGGGCUUUUAAUGUAGCCGACUUUAUACCGUGGCUUUCCUGGGUGAAUUAUGUAAAUGGGCUGGAGAAGAGGGUUGAGAAAAAUUUUGCAGAGAUAGAUUCAUUUAUGGAUCAAGUAAUUGAAGAUCACACACAUGAAAAAAGGAAAAAGGGCUAUGGUGACGAUGCAGAUAGUGGCGGCCAAGACUUUGUGGACUUCCUUCUUCAGAUUCAACAGGAUAAGAACGCUGAAAUUGCCCUUGGGAGAGACAACAUCAAAGCCAUUGUAUCGGAUAUGUUUGCUGCCGGAACUGAUACCUCAAAUGUACUCCCACAAUGGGCAAUGGCAGAGCUUUUAAAGCAUCCAAAAGUCAUGAAAGAAGUUCAAGAGGAGUUGAGGGGCCGGGUCACAAUGAGUAAGCCAAAUAUUACAGAGGAUGAUAUUGAACAAAUGCACUAUUUGAAAGCAGUGAUUAAAGAGACACUACGAUUGCAUCCUCCGGUCCCAUUAUUGGUUCCGCGUGAAUCAACGGAAAACGCCAAAAUACAAGGGUUUGAUAUUCUGGCAAAGACAACAGUAAUAAUCAAUGCAUGGGCCAUUGGAAGGGACCCUGUGUCAUGGGAUGAACCAGAUAAGUUUAAUCCAAAGAGGUUCCUGAAUGAUGUUACUAGCUCUAUUGAUUUUUGGGGCCAAGAUUUCCAACUAAUUCCCUUUGGGUCGGGUCGGCGAGGAUGCCCAGGUACCCAUUUUGCGAUCGCAACUGUUGAACUUGCAUUAGCAAGUCUUCUACACAAGUUUGAUUGGACAUUGCCUAAUGGAGCAAGUGGGGAGGAUUUAGAUAUGACAGAAACUCCUGGGAUUUCAACCCACUUGAAAUCUCCUCUUCUAGUUGUUGCAACUCCUCACUACUAGUUGUUUGAAGGAAUCCAACUAG